Messenger RNA from Lactuca sativa (garden lettuce), 1088 nucleotides. RefSeq lists its product as uncharacterized. Gene Ontology annotation, cellular component: membrane; trans-Golgi network. The record is from RefSeq and is a predicted model, not a curated record. Gene Ontology annotation, biological process: endoplasmic reticulum to Golgi vesicle-mediated transport; vesicle fusion with Golgi apparatus. Lineage: Eukaryota; Viridiplantae; Streptophyta; Magnoliopsida; Asterales; Asteraceae.
AAUGUAAGAAUUUUAAUGACACAAAGGCAAUAUUCAUGUGUAUUUUCUUUAGCCAUUACUUCACCGCCACUUCAUCACACUUGUCCAUGGUUUCCAAUAAUCCAAUUUAAGAUCUUCAACCCUAAUUUUCAUCAAUCAUCGUCUAAAUCUUCUUAUUUGCGUCAAAAUUCUGGUGUGCAAGUCGAUUUCUUUAUCGAUUUCACACCCAAUCUUUCAGUUUCCGUCAAUAUGUCGAAGGAAUUCAACGUUCCGCCUGUGGUUUUCCCCUCCGGUGGAAACCCCAACACCGGCCCACAACAACGUCGUCUCCCAACAGCACCGUUUCAGCCUGCGAGAUCUGCAAACGCCGGUAUCCCUUUCAUGUCAUUCGACAUCGGAUCGUCUCCGGCAUCCACAUCCUUCUCUACUCCCCAAUUCGGCAGCACCAUCAGCAGCGGCAGUACGAAUUUUGACGACGAGCCACCUCUCCUGGAAGAGCUAGGUAUAAACACGAAACAAAUUUGGAACAAAACCGUGUCAAUUUUGAAUCCGUUUAGAGUCAAAGCCGAUCUUCACGAAGACGCAGAUCUAUCCGGUCCUAUUUUGUUCAUCAUGGCAUUCGGAUUGUUUCAAUUGCUCGCCGGGAAGUUACAUUUCGGGAUUAUUUUCGGGUGGACAACCGUCGCGUCUCUGUUUUUAUACGUCGUGUUCAAUAUGCUCGCCGGACGAAACGGGAAUCUCGAUUUAUACCGAUGCUUGAGUUUGAUCGGUUACUGUAUGCUUCCGAUCGUGAUACUAUCUGCACUUUCGCUGUUUGUUCCCCAAGGUGGGGUGUUGAUCUUCGUGAUGACGGGGGUUUUCGUGAUGUGGGCGACGAGGGUUUGCACCGGUUUGUUGGUGGAGCUGGCUUCUUGUGGAGACGAACACCGUGGUCUCAUUGCGUACGCUUGCUUCUUGAUCUACAUGCUUUUUUCCUUGCUAGUUGUAUUUUGAUAUUGAUAUCGUCUGCUUCAUCAUAGUUUUUCGCUUUUUCUUGAUAGUGGUUGUAGUUGUUAGCUGUUGUUAAGUCCAGGUUUUGUGAUUAAUGAAUGCAAGUAUUUAUUCUUGUA